AAACAAUGAAGCGUGACCAAGUUGGUUUUGUAACUAGAUAUUGUUUCAAUAACACAAGACAUAUUACUGGAGAUUGCAUGAGAUAGAUCUUCUUUGUAUAUAAAGAUGCAUCUGUCUUGGAUUAGUGCUAUUGUGGCUGUAUGCUGUACUUUUCUCCAAGUAUCAUCUAGGCCGUUCAACCCUCAAAAAUAUUUGGCGAGUUUGUUUGGAGGAAGAUUUUACAGACGAUCUGUACUUUCAAAUUACGGUCGCCGAGAUAUAACAAAAAUAAAACCCGAGUGUAGUACCCGUUUUGACAGGUACAUCUACGGUAAAGACGAUGAACCCAUCGAUCCCUGUCAUUUCUAUGAAUGCGUGAACAAGUUAUACGUAAGAAAGCAAUGUCCAAAUGGGAGAAGGACCAGCCAACACUUUAGAGACAAAUGGGAAUGGUCUGAAGGACAGACGAACUAUCCAUGUACAGUGAUUAGUAGACCCGGUGAUAAGUGUUCAUUAACCAUGUCUCAAAAGGGAUUAGGACAUAACGGUGCUAAGAUGUGCCCAAUAGAUUUGGUCUUUGCAGUUCAUGUUUCAUGUAGUAUCGCAGCUGAAAACAAAGAAAAGAUAAAGUUCUUUAUUAAACAUGCAAUUGCAAUGCUGACAUUGGGACCUAAAUUCACUCAAGUUGGACUCCUAAGCUAUACAAAGCGUGUCCACAAUGUGCUUCAUCUCAAGUCCUUCACCAGCAAAGGCAAGUUGUUAAGGACUGUGUCACAAAUGAACAUUGAUGUGGAAGACAGUGAAUGUGGAACAGCUACAUGGUUGGCGCUUAAAAAUGCCAGAGAAAAACAAUUUACCGAGUUAAAUGGAGACCGGCCGGAUAAACAGAAUGUCAUGAUAGUGAUCUCGGAUGGUGAGACAAAUCCAACAGCAAUGCAUGAAGACACAAUACAAGAAGCUCGACGUAACCAUGAAGCUGGAAUCAAAUCAGUUGUUAUCGCUCUUCCCGUCACUUCACAACAAGGACUAUCAAGUUUGAAGGAAUGGAUGGAGAUAUCCACUGGGGAAAAUGGCGAGAAUAUAUUUUUUAUGAAAUCAUAUGACAUUUUGAAGACUAAAAUAAGCAGCAUAAUCAAACGUGCAUGUCGAUUGGCGUAAUCCAAAUAUCAGUUAUUGGCCAUGGUAAUAGACACAUCUCUGGAGGAUUAAUUGGAAAUGUGUAAAGAUAAUUAGAAUCUAAUCUUAGUAAUAAAUUCUAUCCUAUACUUAGUAGUGUUGACGUGCAAAUUCUUUUUUACGGUUUGAAGUGAGGAUUCCCUAUGUUAAAAAUAAGAAUUAACACGAGUCCAUACAUCAGUGGAUGAG
This is a messenger RNA of Owenia fusiformis, 1344 nucleotides long. The record is from the annotation of a GenBank genome assembly. NCBI's taxonomy places the organism in Eukaryota, Metazoa, Annelida, Polychaeta, Sabellida, Oweniidae.